CUCUGCUCUGUUUGUCUUGUUUCAUUUUGUCUGCAGUCCUUUAUAGACAACUCCAACUCAUUGUUUUCCUUUAACCAGCAUCGCCAUCAUUCCUUAAAUGUACCCUCCAAAGAUUCCUUCAUAUAUUGCAUUCCAUAUUACCCUCUUGAAUUCUUCAGGUUGGUUUUCCUUGAAGUUUCUGUGAGUCCCGUGAGCUCCGCGAUAUAGGAACUUGAAGGAUUCAGUGAGAAUAAAGGUUGACAUAAGAAAUGGCAUCAUCUUUGGAGGAUCUUCUCGCAGAAGAUGGAUUUAGAGGAAGAAAAUCUUUGACAAGGUCAAGAACUUCCUUCCGGUCAGAAGCACAAACUUUCCCUCGCUACCCUUUUCCUGAUAAACAUAGGAAAGAAUUCACAGCAAGGGAUAGAAUUAGGACAGAGAGGUCAAGGUCUGAUGUGUCAUGGUAUAAAUUGAGAAGUGAAUCACCAAUUGAUGAUAUUAGGGGUAGUAGAGCAAGAGAUAAUCUUGUUAGACGAGAGAAGAUAGACGGACGGUUGUCAAAGAACGAAGUUAAGGACAGACUUGGAGGAAGAAAUUCUGCCAGUUUGCAGGAAGGUAAGAAUGAUGACAGUUUAUCUGAGAAAUCAUCAAGAAAUGAGAUAAUAGAAGUUGCAGAAGAAGAAAAUGCGAGAUAUAAGGAAAUAUAUACAAAUGAAGUGUAUAGUCCACAGAGAGGCGAAGAUAAGUAUUCUUCCAAUGGACCCAAGGAGAGGUCCUUGAAGGAUGCAAAGGAGGAUAAGAGGAAUGGAAGCAGUUGUAAGAAGUACAUGUUUGGAGGAAGGUUGAGUUCAAGUGAAAAAAAUAGGAGAAGUACAAAACAGAACAGAACUGCUUCUGAGAGAUCAAAUAGAGAUGCAUCAAAUAGCAAAAGCUUCGAAGAUAAUCGUGGUCAGAAGAAUGAUGAUAAUAGACAGGGAAUUUCUGAACCUGCCCUUGAUGAAGUUGCUAUUCAAGCAACGGUUUCCAUCCUAAGUGGCUACAUUAAACGUUUUCUCAAGGAUGAGGAUUUCAGAAUUUCACUCAGGCACAAUUGUUUCUCUUCCCUAAAUUUUAUUGAACUGGAAGACAGGCAUACCGAGAGUAAAAUCAUAAUGAACCUUGAACAAGCAAUUGAAACUGUAGAAAAAGUUGCAGAAGAAGGAUCCAAAAAUCCAAAAGAUUUGAAAAAAGCUACAUUGCAGCUUAGUGUUAUUGCCGGGUUGAACUCAGAUGAGUUGAAGGAUGGAUUUACAUCAGGGGUUCCUAAUUAUAAGUUGGCAGCUUGUUCUCAUCUUUACCUCAGUGUGGUGUAUAAGUUGCAAAAGAAAGACAAGGUUUCUGCGAAACAGCUUUUGCAAGUGUUUUGUGAUUCACCAUAUCAAGCAAGAACAACGUUGUUGCCUGAUUUAUGGGAGCAACUAUUUUUUCCACAGCUUUCUCAUUUGAAUGUCUGGUACAAUCAAGAAGCUGAUUGUAUAGCAGGUACACCAAGCAGGCCAAGAAAACUGAAGCUUCUUGAAAAAUUGUACAACGAAAUUAUGGACUCUGGUACUUACCAAUUUGCAGCCUACUACAAAGACUGGCUCACAGAAGGAGUUGAAACUCCUUCCAUUCCUUCUAUUUGCAUACCAUCAGGAGCUACCGAAGAAGUUCCCCAUGGAAGCUCUUCUGGCCAUUCCUCCAGUCCUGAUGGUACAUUUUCAAUGCAAACGAUGGUCAGUAAAAAACUAUAUGAUGAUGUAUUUGGAGAUCAAAGUAUAAGUGGAUUUAAUGGGGCCAAAGAUGUCAGAGAGGCCGAGAACUUUGAUGAUUCUAUUAGAAGUUCUCAAGGUUCUGUGGUUAUCAAACAAACGUCAACACACUCUUCUGAAGCUGCAAAUAAUACAGAUCAAGAUAUAGAGGAAGAUUCCACGAAGAGUGCACCUGAUGAUGCCUUCUGUACUGAGAAUGGACACCUAAUGACAUCAGAUAAAAGAUGGAGUUAUGUAGAGGGGGUUUCACCAGAAAAAGAUCUCAAUGAGAAGUGUGGAAACUCUAUUCCAUAUGAAGAAACAUUAGGGAACGACCAGUCACUAUACUCACCUCCACAUACAAAAGAAAAUGAGCUCACCCUCAAAAGGCUAGCUAAAUCUGUUUUCGAACUGCAACGCCCGGCAAGUACUGUUGAUCUCACCGUUUCAACUCUUUCAAAUUCCAGCGAAGCCACAAUGUCCCAUUCCCUUGAAAGUGCUACCAAAGUAAUGUCCUCUUUAGAAGAGUUGCAUGAAGGGUACUUUGGAGAAAGAUCUUCUUCCUCAAGCAUCCCACAGGAAUUCAUUUGCCCUCUGACUGGGCAGUUGUUUGAAGAUCCAGUGACCCUGGAAACUGGUCAAACAUUUGAGAGGAAAGCCAUCAAGGAAUGGUUUGCUCAGGGUAACAGAACAUGUCCUGCAACAGGAAAGCAUUUGGAAUAUUUAGCAGUGCCAUUUACCAACUUGGUUUUGAAGCGUGUGAUUGAUAGUUGGAAAUCGGAACAUUGUAGGCAUCUCUUGACAUUUGCCUCCCAAAUAAUUGGGAACAUGGGUGGGGACGGGCCGAAACAUAGUGAUGAAACAGCUAUAGUCAUGUUUGAACAGCUUCUCUCUGCUUGUAGUAGAGAGGAAAGAACAACUAAUGCCAAACACCUUAUUUCUCUUGGUGGCUUGCAGUUUCUUCUUCAAAGAUUUGAAAAUGGAAGUCUGGAAGAUAAAACACGUGUUUUGGCACUCUUGACAUGUUGUAUUGAAGCUGAUCCAGGUUGCAGAAAUAAGGUAGCAAGGGAUAUUAACAAGCAGUGUCUUCUUCAACUACUCCAUAGCAAGCAAAUUAGGUCCCGAACAAAUGUGGUGCUGUUGUUGACCGAACUGGUUUGCCUCAAAAGGAAGAAAGAUCUUACAUUGUUCCUUAGUGGCUUGCAGAAUGAAGGGAUAGAGAAUACAAUGCAUAUUCUGCUUGUUUAUCUUCAAGGUUCCCCAGCUGCUGAGAGGCCUCUGGUUGCUGCACUUCUGUUAUACUUGGAUCUUUUGGUAGAACCUCGAAAGUACAGCAAAUAUAGAGAGGAGGCAGUUGAUGCCAUCACAGAGGCACUUGAUGGCAGCUUAGCUGAUGAGAAAGUCCGAGAAAAUUGUUGCAGAGCACUUUUUAUCUUGGGAGGCAGUUUUUCUUUCUCUGGAGAAUUAUUGAAAGAUAUUUGGAAUCUCAAGCAAGCAGGAUUUUAUGAUUAUGAUAAAGUAACUUUGUCACUACAUAAUGAAGAAGACAGUAUACUGGGUGAUGAUGCAUCUUCAGUGGACGAUGAAGAACACGCAAACAAAGAGUGGUUGAGGAGCUUGUCUUCAUCGCUGCUUGGUAACGGAAAGCGAUCAUUUUUAGAGACCAUUUCCAAGUGUCUAGGGUCGGGAAACAUGGACUUGGUGAGGGCGUGCCUGACCACAGUGGCAUGGUUGAGCUCUGCACUUGCUUCACUAUCCGAUGCUGAGUUUCAGCUCUCUGCAGCCUUCUCAGCUCUCAUCUCCCAGCUGAAACAAAGCCUGGAAAACAGCCGACAGCUUGAGCACAAAAUCCUUGCUUCAAUGUCUCUAUUCAAUUUAAGCAAAAUAUCAGAAUGCAGAGUACUCAUAACUACAAUGGCAGAAGAUAUAGCAGGUCCUCUAAAAAGCCUUGCUGAAAUAACAUGGACAGCAAAACUUCUCUACGCCAUUAUAUCUGGGUAAGAUCUUUAAUCCCAUGCAGAAUGAAAACUUUGAAGGCCUUUAUGCUAGCAUAAGCAUAAUUUUAAGUGGGUUUAGCAUUGGAAAUGAAUCAAUGUUUAUUAUAGGAGAAACUUAUACUUUUGGUAUAGUGGUGAAUUUACCAGAGAACUUCUUUCUUUCUUUUUUGUUUUAAUUUAUUUGGUUAGCUCAAAAUGUUAUAAGAGCUAGCUAGAGUUGCAACUUGUUCAGUUACACAUGAUAAUCAAGCAAUAUACAUAGAAAUUUGUAUAUGUGUAAGUCUAAUUAGUCAUUCUGUAUUUGCCACAGUUUAUCCUAUUGUAUAAUCAAAUGUUCUUCGAUUUUGUUAUGAUAUACAUAGACUUAUAAACCUUA
This is a messenger RNA of Ziziphus jujuba (common jujube), 4118 nucleotides long. Its product is annotated as putative E3 ubiquitin-protein ligase LIN-1. Lineage: Eukaryota; Viridiplantae; Streptophyta; Magnoliopsida; Rosales; Rhamnaceae. Gene Ontology annotation, molecular function: ubiquitin-protein transferase activity. The coding region runs from base 249 to 3746 and encodes 1165 amino acids. Gene Ontology annotation, biological process: protein ubiquitination. The transcript has 9 exons. The record is from RefSeq and is a predicted model, not a curated record.